Messenger RNA from Osmia lignaria (orchard mason bee), 822 nucleotides. It is a transcript of the gene Bka, whose product is annotated as FCF1 rRNA-processing protein Bka. The record is from RefSeq and is a predicted model, not a curated record. Lineage: Eukaryota; Metazoa; Arthropoda; Insecta; Hymenoptera; Megachilidae. Gene Ontology annotation, cellular component: small-subunit processome.
CUGCGGUAUAUUGUACCGAUGCAGGUGAAAAAUGAUGUUGGUGGUACUGAUUGAAAUACUGCCAUGGUCUUUUCUGUUUUCAACUGAUAAAGCAGUGGAAAGCAUUAUUAUUGCAAAUUUAUUUGUAUGAUAAUCAAGAAUUAAGCAUUAAACAAUCAUGGGAAGAACUAAGAAAACACGGAAGGUUGUUAUGCAAAGGUUUGCGCAAAUGAAAAAGAUGAUAAGUCCAAGAGAUGCAAGAAUAAAACCAGAAUUACGUGCACCACCAAAAAAUAAAAAAGAAGAUCCAACUGAAUUGAAGAUAAAAGAAGCGCCUCAGCAAUCUUCUGCAUUGUUCUUCCAAUACAACACACAAUUAGGCCCUCCUUAUCAUAUUUUGGUGGAUACAAACUUUAUCAACUUUUCAAUUAAAAACAAAUUGGAUAUUAUAGAAAAUAUGAUGGAAUGUUUAUACGCAAAGUGCAUACCAUAUAUAACAGAUUGCGUGUUAGGUGAAUUGGAAAAGUUGGGACAAAAGUAUAAAAUAGCACUAAAGAUUAUAAAAGACCCUAGAUUUGAAAGAUUAAACUGCAUGCAUAAAGGCACAUACGCUGAUGACUGUAUCGUUAAUAGGGUGACACAGCAUAAAUGCUACAUCGUUGCAACGAACGACAAGGACUUGAAAAGACGGAUACGAAAAAUACCUGGUGUGCCUAUAAUGUACGUUGCUCAGCAUAGGUACACGAUAGAGAGAAUGCCGGAUGCGUACGGAGCUCCUAGGAAAUAAUUGUAAUUUUGUAUCGUGAAACAUAGUCUAAUAAAAUAUGUUACCUUUUACUAAAA